CACAACCGAAAACAAGAGGACAACUUCAGAGGCGCAAGAUGAGUUAGGAAGAUGGUAGUAAAACACCCGAAAUAUAAAUAAAUUAUUAUUUAGAGCAGGAAACAUGCCAACGAUGUGUAAGACGUUCUUGACUAUCUUCAGUCACCUGCCAGUCUACUUGGUGGCAGCGUUUGCCAAGCGUCUGUCCCGCCUGGCCGUCACGGCGCUGCCUGCUGCCUUGCUCAUGGUAAUACCCUUCAUCUGCAACCUGAUCCGCCGCCAUCCUGCCUGCCGAGUCCUCAUUCACCGCCCCAGUGCAGCAGACGAAGCCUGUGAUGACCCCUACCUGAUGGAGGACCCCACCCAGUGCUAUGCCCUGGAAAGCAGCCUGUGGGAGCUACAGACUCUUCAGAAGCAUUGUCAGCCUGAUGUGGCCAAGGCUGCCAUGGCGAUCAACAAGCCCCUGUCACAGCAGAAGGAUGACAUCAGCGAGGUCCUGGAGUUAUCCACCUAUGAGCAGAUGGAGCGGGACCUGAAGCAGAGCAAGACUGUGCCGCUGGAGUUUGACCAUGCCAUCAAGCUACUGCAGGGCACUGGAGGAGUGGGGGUGCUGGGCCUGCACUUCUCUCUAGAGUAGAGACAACCAGCACCAGGACAUUCAUAUACCCAGCUCUUUGGACCUCUCUCCGAUAACCCCUUUAUAUUUCAGCUCCACAUUUUUCUCUUGUUUUCUGUUUUGGAUUCAUUGUACUUCAAUCAUGUGUGUUUCCCGAGUGGCGCAGUGGUGGUCUAAGUCACUGCAUCUCAGUGCUAGAGGCAUCACUACAGACCCUGGUUCGAU
Salvelinus namaycush (lake trout) is the source of this 820-nucleotide messenger RNA. RefSeq names its product nucleolar complex protein 4 homolog. Lineage: Eukaryota; Metazoa; Chordata; Actinopteri; Salmoniformes; Salmonidae. The record is from RefSeq and is a predicted model, not a curated record. Gene Ontology annotation, biological process: ribosome biogenesis. Gene Ontology annotation, cellular component: nucleolus; small-subunit processome; Noc4p-Nop14p complex. The transcript is spliced from 5 exons. The coding region runs from base 104 to 616 and encodes 170 amino acids.